GGUACUUCCGUUCCGCGAACAGGAGGAAGUCGAUCGACAGGAUUUCUUCGACAGCGGAGAGCUUUAAACUGAUUUACAAUGCAAAGAUUUUUUCAAAGAAUCAAGUUGCUGAUUAAAGAACACUAUGCUAUCAAAGCUGGCUCAGAUCGAUAUUCUAACACUUGCGUCCUGGACACUGUCCUAACUGCCGUUCAUAUAGCUUAUAUCUGCUGUCCAAAUAUAGCAGAUCUUUUAAAUAGAAAUGACUUUUUCAGAGAACUUAUUUCUUUGUUAAACAAUAAAAAGUAUAAUGAGGCUCGGACGUUCUGUGUAACUGAGCUAAAUCAUGGAAAAGUCGACCUUUUUGGCAACGUCGAAGAAUAUUUCCCACUUUUUGAAAAACUGGUAUGGCCAGAAAGUUCUCCAAACGAUUGUAAAAUAAUCAGGAAGCUUAAGAAAUUUGGCAGAGUAUUUGUUUUGGGAAACCCAUCUGAUCCACCUCUAAUUCUGGUUCCUGUUAAAGUUCCCAAUGUUCCGUGUGUUAAACUGCCACACCAUGUUAACGAUGAAGAGAAAAAAAGGGAUUUUGCCUGCAUUUUUUUGCUGAUUGGAAAAGAUAAGCACAUGACUAUGUGCUUCCAGUCCUCUGAAAAUGAAUGGCAUUUAUAUGACAAUGAUCCAAACAAGCCAUCAUUUCAUCUCUUUGAUUCUGACCAUUUUAAAUACUACAUGAUUUGUUUGGCAGUAUAUGUCAACAUAACCCAGUUAGAAGAAUAUAAAGUUGGCAUUGCCGAGACUGGUGAAGGAGUAGGUUUAUCAAAUGAGCAUGGUGGGGAUCCAGACAUAGAAAUGGAAGAUCUAAGCUGCCCUGUAUCUAUUUCUGAGACUGGGGACAGCCUGGGAGUAAGGCCUUUCAAGCAAAGCUGUCCAGAUGUUCGACCAAAUUCCAGUAUCCAGGAACAGCAGGUGGAAGACGUAGAAAUGCCGUCCUGCAGCAGCUCCGAUUCUGAUUAAGCAGUUUGCCCCGAAUUCUUGAACGUCUACUUUUUGGAUCUGCCUGGUCCAUCUGGAUGCUUCUGGAUGGAGUUUUGUCGCUUCGGGGGAUGGCUACAUGUGGACAGCCUGGAGACUCAUGGAGACCCAUGGAGUUAUUGAUAAUACCACUUGGACCCUAUCACUUUACUGUUGUUGUAUAAAUCUAUAAUUAAUUCAGAAAUUACCUUAAUUUCUAAGUGAAUUAAAAGCUGAUAUUUUUAAUAUUCUCUAUGAUGUCACCCAAAUGAGGUGGGUUCCCUUUUGAUUCUGGUUCCUCUCAAGGUUUCUUCCUUAUAUCAUCUCAGGGAGUUUUUCCUUGCCACUGUUGCCUCAGGCUUGCUCAUUAGGGAUAAAUAUAUAUUUAAUUUUAAACCUUUUUAUUUUUAUUCUAAAUCUUUAUAUUUCUGUAAAACAUUUUGAGACAAUGUCCAUUGUUAAACAUGCUAUACAAAUAAACUCAAACUUAAACAAUAAAA
Molecule: messenger RNA, 1490 nt
Organism: Tachysurus vachellii
Lineage: Eukaryota; Metazoa; Chordata; Actinopteri; Siluriformes; Bagridae
Exons: 6
Coding region: 79-993 (304 amino acids)
Source: RefSeq, a predicted model, not a curated record